Fusarium tjaetaba is the source of this 1296-nucleotide messenger RNA. RefSeq lists its product as uncharacterized. The transcript has 3 exons. NCBI's taxonomy places the organism in Eukaryota, Fungi, Ascomycota, Sordariomycetes, Hypocreales, Nectriaceae. The coding region runs from base 1 to 1296 and encodes 431 amino acids. The record is from RefSeq and is a predicted model, not a curated record.
AUGUUGGGGGAAGAUCUCGUCAUUUAUUAUAAUGACUCCAUCGACUCAGAUAACCUGGCCGCGGCUAUGGCCUUGUACAGGGCCACACACUGGAUGCCGACCGUCCACGUGCUUUGGAUUCUAGAGCCCCGUCAAGUGUGUUUUGGACUAUCCAUGACUAUGGAUCAGAUCACCAGAUGCAAGGAAUUGAUAAAACUGCAUUUUCCGUCCGUCGAGAACCCUUUCAAGACCCUUUUGAACGGAGAUAUCAAACAGCAGGAUAUUGAUGAUAUCAAAGAUCUGACCAAAGAUGAUCGCAAGAUUCUCGAGAUGGCAGUGAAGCCCAAGUAUGGCUCAAUCGACGACGCUACCUUGCAUGGACGACUUGGUGCACUGGACCUGGCAACUUGUCUUUCCGAGUGGUCUAAUGCUAACCCCGUCGAAGUUCUUGUGGACUACGAGACUCUGAAACAUAUCGAGAACCCAGUGAAUCUGCACAUGCAUCACCAUGAAGAACUUGUCAACCGGACUGAAGCUGAGCUGAAUGAGUACUACGACAUCCUGAAGAAAGUGUCGAAUCCUGACCUUCGAACCGAUGACCUGAGAGCUUGGUAUCACGAGUGUAUCAGGAAUCUCGAUCGUCGUGUUACGCUCUCACGCAUUUCAGUGGGAGGACUCGACUUGGACAACGUUUUGAAUCGGAUCAAGAACGCGGGAAGCGUCAAUUUCUUUGGGGGUUCUUCGUUAAGAAUCCUACAACAGUUCCUCGAUAGAGGUGUAGCCAGCAAGAUCAAAUGCCACUUGCAAGUGGGUUCCUGCGACAUGUCAGCCAAUCUCUUCUCCAACCAGUUCAACAUCGCCCUCAACCAACAAGCAGCUAAGAUCGUUCUCAGCCGAUCUGCAGAAUUUGCGGAGUUCACCGUCGUGCCUUCACAUACGGCGCAGAGCAUAAAAUACUCAGUCCUCGCUCUAAAGAAAUAUGGAGGCCACUGUAUCGAGAAGCGAAUUCUGGGCUUUAACUGCCAUGAGGAUCCCAUCAAGAUCGUCACAAAUCAAGUUUCACUUGAGCAAAACUACCCUGAAAAAACCUACUCCAUGCCGGACUUGACCUCGUUUUUGUGUGCACUUGUUCCAGACAAGACGGGCUCCAAGCUAGGGUAUAUCGAGGUCGAUGAACAGGAGGGCGGUACACUUCUUUUCAAAAAGUCUGACAAGGGCAUCCGUAUGCUUGAUCUGGACGGCGUUCAGGAGUUCCAUGAGAAAAAGAUGAAGGAUAUUUUCGACUUAUUGUCAAGUCGCACAGUGAUGAUGCUGUGA